UAAACUCGUUCCUUUACCUUUAUGCAGGCAGCGAGGAGGCAGCGAGGAGGUCACCGUGCUCUUGGCACCACAUCACCAGAGCCCUUCCAGGUUGGGCUGCCCAGGGGAACGGGUGUCCUGCAGAAGGUGGAUGAAAGCCAUGGGGUCUGCAGCCCCACUGGAGAGCCCUUCCAUGUAAGCCGGCAUGCAGGGAGAGGUGUGGGGAGCCAGAAAUGUGCUGGACAAGCUCAAGAGCUGGACGGGCUGUCUGGGAACAGAGAGGAGCUGUGUGCUUCUGCCUUUUAUUGCAGGUUCGCUGUUGCCGGGGAGAGGCUUUAGGCUGUCAUCCAGCUAAUUCACACCAGAGAGACAAGCACUUGAAUUAGUUGCAUUAUCUGCGCCCGGCUAAAGUGGACAAAGGAUUAAAGUGUGCUGAGCACCACCACCGUGAUUUGCAUCUCAGAGCCCCUUCCCACGGGGCCCCCCUUCUGCUCCCAGCCUUGUUUUUUGUCCUUUGGGCUGGGAGCCAGCAUAAGAGCCCUGCUUACAGAAGUGAUGCCGAGGUUAAUAUUGCAAAAGGGCUUCAUCAAAGCUUUUAGUGGCUACUGAAGCAGAAGUGCGGGCCGUGAGCUGCGCACACAGGGGAUGAGCUGCCCGCGCAGCCACACGCUCGCCACCCUCCGCUUGACCAAUCCUUGUCUCAACCUGAGCAGGCUGGCCUGGGAGGAGAAAGAAGCUGUCAUGUCCCAAGGACAAGCAGGAGAACGCAAAGCUGCCAAUGCCCAGGACCAGGGCUGGGCAUGGAUGGUCCUGCUGGCUGCAGUGGUGCUGCAGGCCAUGACACUGGGCUUCCCCUCCUGCAUCGGCAUCUUCUUCACGGACCUGCAGCGUGACUUCCAGGCCAGCAACAGCGAGACGUCGUGGUUCCCAUCCAUCAUGGUGGCUGUGCUGCACGGAGGCGGGCCCCUCUGCAGCAUCCUGGUGAAGCGCUUUGGCUGCAGGUUUGCGGUGAUGCUGGGAGGGCUGCUCAGCAGCGUGGGCAUGGUGUCCAGCUCCUUCUGCAGGUCCAUCAGCCAGCUUUACAUCACCGCUGGCUUCAUCACGGGCCUGGGGUCGUGUUUCAGCUUCCAGGCAGGAGUGACUGCACUGGGAUACUACUUCGUACGGUGGCGAACACUGGCCAAUGCCAUGGCAUCCACCGGUGUCUCUCUGGGUUUCACGCUGUGGCCGCUGCUUUCUCAAUACCUGCUGGAUGAGAUGGGCUGGAGAAACACUUUCCUUAUCUUUGGAGGAAUACUAUUGAACUGUUGUGUUUGUGGAGCCAUCAUGAGACCAGUUCAGCUCGCUUCAGGGUCAGUGCUACAGUCACCCAAGCCUGGAGAGGAGCCAAGGAGAAGAGCAGAAGAGACACAGCUGUCCAAUGGAGCAUCUUCUCCGCAUCAUGAGCUCCAGAAGCAAAGCAGAAGGACUGCAUGCUUCCAUGUGCUGCAGAAGUACCUGGCUUUUGACAUCUUCUGUCAAAACAAACGUUUCCAGAUAUAUACUAUUGGCGUGACCUGGAUGAUGAUGGGGUUUGCAUUACCCCAUAUCUACCUUGUGCCUUACGCCAUCCAGAACGGGGUGGAGGAGCGCAGGGCAGCUCUCCUCAUCUCUGUGAUCGGGUUCAUCAACAUCUUCAUACGCCCCUUCACGGGGCUGCUCUCGGGACACAGAGUCUUCUCAGGGAGACGCAUCUACCUGUUCAGCCUGGCCGUGCUCCUCUGCGGGCUGAGCAACUUCAUCUGUGUGGCGUCAGCUGAGUUCAGCGUGCUCAUCAUCUACUGCGUCAUCCUCAGCAUAGCCAUGAGUGGCAUCGGGGCACUCACCUUCCAGGUGCUGAUGGAUGUGGUGGAGAUGGACAGGUUCUCGAGUGCUCUGGGGCUCUUCACCAUCGUGGAGAGCAUCACACUCCUCCUCGGACCCCCUCUCACAGGUGUCCUGGUAGAUAUAACUAAUGAUUUCCACUACGUCUUCUACAACUCCAGCUUCUUCCUGAUCUCGGCUGCCUUAUUCAUGGCACUCUCCUUCUGUGCUCUGGAAAAGAAAACCAGACUGAAAGAGGCUUCCAAAGUACCUGUGGAUAAUCCUUCCAGGUAUCAGUACAGUGAAAUGCCAACUGAAUCACAGCCUGAAAGUCAACCCCCUCCAGCAGUCGUGUACAUCACAAGCAUAUGAAAAGAAAAAAGACAAAUAAAGAGGAACACAAAUGAUUAUGUGGCCUGUACAAAGCUACACGUGGCCCAGCACUGGUGGCAGAUGAGAAACCAAGUGUCUGCUUUCCACAAAUGUCAUCAUCCUUCUGCACUUCCACUCCAUGGAGCCGUGUCAGACUCCAAGUGAGUGAUCUGGACCACAGGCUGAGCCCAGAACCCAGCGCCAGCCAAAGAGAUGAAGGACAAAGAGAACUGUGCUUCCCCAAAGCAAACCCUGGGAUAACAGCCAUGGUAACCAGCACCGAGACACAAAAGCUGUGUCAGUUCAAUUGGUGUAAAUCAGUGCCUUUAAGUCACUGGAAUCUCACAUGCACAUUCCAGUUGGUAACACUGGAUAAUACGUAUUAAUGGCUAUGCACAAUGGUCACUCUUCCACAAAGAAGUAUUAUUGCCUCAUCUGAACACAUGAUUUUGGUGCAGAAUGUAGAGUUUCCUGGUUGCUUUCCAUGUUGGGGGUGGCAAUUUCCACAGGAAGGCUGUUAUUAUUUUCCACAUCUCUAAAUAUUGUACGGAAGCUGCUGCAUGUGCUGCAGAACUCAGCCAAGUCUCUAGUAAGAGCAAAUAUUUUCUUCUAUGAGGUAUACACACGAGUUCUUCAUGCCAAGGACAUUUUCAAAGCCUCAAAGGUUCAACUCCAGAGCAUCAAAAAGAAACGAACCAACCAGCCUUAGAGUGCCUGCUUUGUGUAACUAGUGACAUCCCAAGUGCUUCUUGAUAUACCAUAAACAGGAUCUGUGGCUUGUGUAAAUACACUUCCUUUCAGCACUAACUGGGACCCAUUGUUGCAGGGGGGGAGUGGUAGCAAAGGUGUUACUAGACCUAACAAUAAGUGUCUACAUCCUUAGAGGGCCAAAUUCAAAGCCACUGUAGUAAAGGAGUUUGCAGUACACAAAGCCCUUGUGUAAAUGAAUCUAGCUCUUUAGUCUUAGACUCUCAGACUUCAUACACCAGCAUUCUCUAUAUUAUAGAGUGCUUGCACAAGCAGAACUACAUUUCUUAUAAGCACAAGCAUAACUUACAGAGGAAUCUGUGGGGAAAAGUACAUUGAGAAAAGUCAAUGUUAUUGACUUCCACAUCCAUACAGCCUUGACUAGAAGUAGCUUUUCUUGCUACACUCCUGGGAAUUACACUCAUAACUACUAAGAUGAGAGCUGCAUGAGCCUUCAGCCUCCCUCGGCAUCAGCUUGAGUUGCACAAUGGUUAUGUUCUGUAUCAUUCCUUAUCUGACAGGAGCAGAUAACACAAUCAUAAAAUUGAUUAGGUUGGAAAAGACCUUUAAGAUCAUUUGAGCCUAACCGUCAACCCAGCACUGCCCAGUCCACCACUAAACCACAUCCCCCAGUGCUACAUCUGCACAUCCUUUAAAUCCCUCCAGGGAUGGUGGCUCCACCACUGCCCUGGGCAGCUUGUUCCAAUGCUUGACAGCCCUUUCUAAUCUAAACCUCCCCUGGAGCAACUUGAGACCAUUUCUCCUUGUUACCCUUGUUACCUGGGAAAAGAGGCCAACACUCACCUCACUCCAUCCUCCUGUCAGGCAGUUGUAGAGAGCGAGAAGGUCCUCUCUGAGCCUUCUCUUCUCCAGACUAAACCUCCCCAGGUCCCUCAGCCGUUCCUCAUCACACUUGUGCUCCAGGCCCUGCACCAGCUCCAUUCCCUUCUCUGGCCCUGCUCCAGCACCUCAAUGUCUCUCUUGUAGUGAGAGGCCCAGAACUGAACCCAGGAUUCAAGGUGCAGCCUCACCAGUGCCCAGCACAGGAGGAUGAUCACUGCCGUGGUCCUGCUGCCACACUGGUGCUGGUGCAGGCCAGGAUGCUCUUGUCUACCUGUGCACGCUGCUGGCUCAUACUCACAAAGCACUGUAGAUGAAGACUCAACACAUCAGAACCAUCAGAGAGACAGAAGCAUAACACGGGAGUGAGAUGGAAGAAGUAACAGCUUUCAGCUUAGCUGCAGAGCUUUUCUUUAGGACUGGUACAUCAGAUUCCCAGCAACAAACCCCAGUUUUCACCAAUGCUGUGGGCUCCCAGGGCAAAACAAACCAGUGGAACUGAAAAAUAAACCUCACAUUGAAUGAAACCACUGGAAAACUGACUCCGAGGUCUUCAGAGACUAUAAUGGCUUCACAGCUGGCUUUUACAGUGGGAAGAGGUAUCACCCUUCAGAGGGGUUCCUGCUCCCACAGCUCAGCAUCUUCUUCAGUACUGCUCUAGGAUUACUGAACCAGUAGGCUCUGCACUUCCUGGUCAAACAUACACUUACAUGACAUGGCUAGUGGGAGAUAAAAAUAUCUGAUCUUGCCACAUGUGUUUAUUAACUGGUGCAAUGCUUACACGGUCCAUAACUACAAAGUAAACAGGGACUGGUGCUUCUCAGCUUAUGGAAACAACGACUGAAGCAAUGGCUGUACAUUCCUAGGAAAAAGAUGGGGCUUUCUCUCUCCCCCCCCGAAAAAAUCAAUGAAAAGGGCCAAGUCCCAAACCUUUCCUAGCUAUUGCAAAUAAAACAGCUAAGCUGCUGAACACA
This is a messenger RNA of Strigops habroptila (Kakapo), 4754 nucleotides long. RefSeq names its product solute carrier family 16 member 5 (gene SLC16A5). Gene Ontology annotation, biological process: transmembrane transport; monocarboxylic acid transport. Lineage: Eukaryota; Metazoa; Chordata; Aves; Psittaciformes; Psittacidae. The record is from RefSeq and is a predicted model, not a curated record. Gene Ontology annotation, molecular function: monocarboxylic acid transmembrane transporter activity. The transcript is spliced from 5 exons. The coding region runs from base 625 to 2193 and encodes 522 amino acids.